UCUUAUCUACUUAUUCCCGCCGGUGGGCAGCGUGGUCGUGUCCUUCGUACAGGACCGUUUCGGUCACCGGGCGUGCAUGGUGGUGGCGAACUUUGCGCACUUGUUGUCCGUGGCCACUUUGCUGCUGUCCGACGGCCCGGCAGGACUAUACGCUAGCUCGGCACUGAUGGGCUUCAACGUGGGCUUUGUGACCAGCUUUUCACUGUCGUACAGCGGUGAAGUAUGCGAACCCAAACUCCGUGGCACGCUCACCGCUGUGCUCAACCUGUUCUACUUCGCCGGUUACCUGUGCGUCACCAUGUUGUACGCGAUCACCGCCGACUGGCGGCUGUCCGUGGUCUGCACCGCGAUCUUGCCACUCGUAAAUGCUGUGGUCCUGUUUAAGACUCCAGAUUCACCAAUGUGGUUGAUGUCUCGUGGUAGAACGGAUGAGGCGAAGAGCACGUUUAACAAACUCCGAGGUGGCGUAGGCGAGGAAAAGUUUGCCAUUGAAUUUCGGGAUAUGGUUCAUUACGCAUCCGAAAUUAAUCUGAAAAAUCAACUUACAGAUGGAGAAAAACAGGAAAUGUCUUCUAUCAAAUAUUCGCUGUACCGUUUCAUGGAACCCGAAACGAUGAAACCUUUGCGACUGCUUAUGGCAAUGAUUUUCUUCACCAACCUGUUGUCCGGUAUACCGUAUACUCCGUAUCUAAUAUCUAUAUUUGAUACUUUCCAAGUGUCAUUUCAUCCUGCUUGGGCAACGACGAUGUAUAUGGCGUUUGGUGUCGUGGGUAACGUGCUGACCAUAUGCUCCAUAAACAAAUUAGGAAAGAGAUUUCUGGCUCUGUGCACAAUGACCUGUUGUUCAGUCUGUUACCUGUCCAUCGGGAUUAUUGGAAAUGUAUUACCAUCGUCUCCAGUCACGUCGUGGAUAAAAAUCGUGCUGUUUUUCAUGUCGACUUUUUUUUCGUCAAUGGGAAUCAUGCCUAUAGUGUGGAUUCUCAUGUGUGAAAUUUUCCCAAUGAAAAGUAAAAACAUCGGAGCCGGUCUUAGUUCAGCUACAUAUUUCAUAUUGAGUUUCUUGAUGACCAAAUUCUAUCUGGAUCUCGAAAUGAUUACGGGUUUUUACAACACUUUUGUUCUAUUCGGGAUCGUAGGCUUAAUCGGUCUGGUGUAUUUGCACUUUCAACUUCCGGAGACCGAGAACAAGACGUUAAACGAGAUUUCAGAACACUUUAAAUCCAAAAAUACAAAAUGUUUGGUGUUAACGACAACGUAUUUCUUAAACGCCCAACAAGGGAUAGACAUGAUGAUGCCGACCAUAAUCAUCGGGGCAUUAAACCGUAAAGGCGACGAUACCGUGCCAGACAUAACGGACGAACAGAUAUCAUGGAUCGGUAGUCUGGUAUACUUAUCACCACCGUUUGGGAGUCUGUUCCUGUCACUGGUCCAGACACGGCUUGGCCACAGGAUAUGUAUGGCGCUCACCAAUCUCAUUCAGCUGUCGUCCGUGCUGGUCGUGAUUCUUUUUCCGAUCACAGUGAGCUCUUUGUACGCGUGCUCGAUACUGAUGGGUCUCAGCACGGGUUUCGCUACUGGCCUGAGUAUAUCGUACAGUGGUGAAGUGUGCGAACCUAAGCUCCGGGGCUCGUUGACGUCCGCCUUGAACGUUUUCUACUUCGUCGGAUUCUUUUUUGUCUCCACCACGUACGCCAUUACUGAGAGCUGGAAACGGACAUUGAUUAUCACAAUCAUCGUGCCUUUAGCCAACAUGCUCACACUGUUGAUGACUCCCGACUCACCAAUGUGGCUAUUGUCCAAAGGGAAGAUAGACAAAGCGAGGAAGGUCUUAAUGAAGCUUCGGGGAUAUGUGAGUGAAGAGAAAUGCUCCACUGAAUUCCAGGAAAUGGUUCAAUACGUUUCUCUAUCGGCUAAAUCAGAAGAAGCAAAGAAAAAAUCUUCGUCUAUAGGUAGCUUUUCACAUCCGGGACUUUGGAAUCCACUGAAGCUCAUGUUGGUCUACAUAUUAUUUUCGAAUAUCAUGUCUGGGGUACCGUAUGUGCCGUAUCUGAUGAAUAUAUUUACUUCGUUUAACACACGAGUAGAACCUGCGUGGGCAAUGUCUGCUUACCCCGCAUUCAGUAUCAUUGGUAACGUGUUCACUAUCCUGUUGGUUCACCGGCUGGGCAAAAGAUUCCUUGUGCUAUCAACCGUAACCGUCUGUUCGCUGUCAUACCUGCUCAUCGGGUUUAUCGGACAGUUUUAUACUGAUACCGAGUACACGUCUUGGGCGAAAUUGAUACUAUUCUUUGUGUCAACGUUAUCCUCAUCGCUGGGUAUUAUGCCGAUCGGAUGGAUCUUCAUAAGCGAAGUGUUUCCGAUGAAGAGUAAAAACAUAGGUUGCAGCAUCUGUUCCGUGAUAUAUUUCUUUUUCAGCUUCUUCUUGACAAAAUUCUACAUGGACCUCGAGAAGUUUAUUGGCUUCUACAACACGUUCGUUUUGUUUGGCGCUUUGGGGAUCGUCGGCCUCGUGUACUUCUACUUUUAUUUACCAGAAACUGAAAACAAAACGCUAAAGGAAAUCGCUGAACACUUUAAACUCGAACCAGUGUAGUUUACGGAAGUAUACCUAAAUCUACUUAUAAACAUCCGCUGCAUCUAAUGCAUUGUAAUAUAUAUUAUUUGAUAUUAUAUUCUUAUUCCUAUUCGACCGCAUCAGCCUGUGCACUUUAUAAUAAUAUAAUAAUUAUAUAGACACAUUAAAAUA
Messenger RNA from Melanaphis sacchari, 2746 nucleotides. RefSeq names its product facilitated trehalose transporter Tret1-like. Bases 77 to 2593 code for a protein of 838 amino acids. Gene Ontology annotation, biological process: transmembrane transport. Gene Ontology annotation, molecular function: transmembrane transporter activity. The record is from RefSeq and is a predicted model, not a curated record. The transcript is spliced from 11 exons. Lineage: Eukaryota; Metazoa; Arthropoda; Insecta; Hemiptera; Aphididae. Gene Ontology annotation, cellular component: membrane.